AUGGCCAACACUGCACAUCUGUUCCGCAGGCAGAGUUCUCGCGAUUUGAUCCAGCAGGCUACUGUGCGCAGCUUAGAUGAACUCGAACUAAGAGAGCUACGUAGUCGGUUGGUACGGGCAGAGAACGGAUCGCAAAAUGUGGUGUACGGUGCGACGAACCAGGCGUUCAUCAGCGAUGAUGAUCCACCGAUGGGCCGCAUACUGGACAUUGGACCAUCGGCGACGGGUCCACUCGGCAAGAACACACGCAAGCUCACCAUGCAGACAUCGACCGUAUCCCAACAGCAAGAAGCAGCCAUCGUCGAACGGCCAGAAGACGAACGAGAAAGCUGGGACAGCAAGUGGACGUUCCUGCUCGCUACCAUUGGUUACGCCGUCGGUCUAGGAAACGUUUGGCGGUUUCCGUAUUUGGCACAGAAAAAUGGUGGCGGUGCUUUCCUGGUGCCGUACUUCGUCAUGCUGCUGUUGCAGGGUUUGCCCAUCUUCUAUCUUGAGCUGGCGAUCGGACAGAGGCUGCGCAAGGGUGCGAUCGGUGUGUGGCACGAGGUGUCGGCGUACCUCGGUGGUAUUGGCAUCUCUUCCGCCUUCGUAAGCUAUAUUGUGGCACUGUAUUAUAACACCAUCAUCGCCUGGUGCUUGAUCUAUCUGCUCCACAGCUUCGAAACACCGCUACCCUGGGCCGAAUGUCCGAAGCGGUUGUUUAAAAAUUUUACGUAUGACAUCGAACCGGAAUGUGUGGUGUCUUCGCCAACCAAGUACUACUGGUACCGGGAAACGCUUCAGGUUUCACCGAACGUAAAUGAGCCCGAGCAGAUCAACUACACUGUUGCUCUAGCACUCAUCACCGCGUGGUCGCUUGUUUACCUGUGUAUGGUGCAGGGCAUUACUGAGUCGAGUAAGAUAGUUUACAUAACUGCUAUAUUCCCGUACGUUGUACUCAUCAUAUUCUUCUUUCGCGGCAUCACACUCAAGGGAGCAUCUGACGGCAUUGCCCACUUAUUCACGCCACGCUGGGAAUCAAUUCUGGAGCCAGUCGUUUGGUUAGAGGCCGGUACGCAAAUAUUCUUCUCACUCGGACUAGCGUUUGGGGGUCUGAUUGCAUUCAGCUCGUACAAUCCCGCGAACAACAACUGCUACCGAGAUGCGCUGGUUGUUUCCAUUACGAAUUGCUCCACGUCUAUGUUUGCGGGCGUGGUUGUGUUUUCAGUGAUCGGUUUUAAGGCUACUUCAAUAUAUGACAGCUGCGUCGAGGAGCGAACCGAGAUGAUGCGCCAGAACAAAUCGCAGAAUCUGUUGCCUGUGUGCGAUCUACAAAAGGAGUUGGAAAAUAGUGCUUCUGGUACCGGUCUGGCGUUUAUCAUCUUCACCGAAGCCAUCAAUCAGUUUCCUGCGGCUCAAUUAUGGGCAGUUCUGUUCUUCCUAAUGCUUUUCACGCUCGGUAUCGAUUCGCAGUUUGGCACGCUAGAGGGUGUCAGUACAUCGCUGAUGGACAUGAAAUUGUUUCCUAACGUACCAAAAGAAAUGAUUACCGGGGGCUUGUGCAUAUCGUGCUGUGUCCUAUCAAUGUGCUUUGCCAACGGCGCCGGUAGCUACAUCUUUCAACUGAUGGAUAGCUUUGCCGGCAGCUACACAUUGCUCAUCAUUGCGUUCUUUGAAUGCAUUGGUGUCAGCUAUAUCUAUGGACUUAAAAGGUUCGCGGAUGACAUUGAGUUGAUGACAGGCGCACGACCUAGUCUUUACUGGAUGCUAUGCUGGAAGUACAUAUCCCCCAUCGCAAUGAUUACCAUUUUGGUCGCUUCAUUUCUGGAACUUGCCUCCGAAGGAAGCAGCUAUCCGGGGUGGAAUGCACUUACUGGUAGUACCGAUCGGCUGGAGUGGCCUCAUUGGUGUAUCGUGGUGGCUAUUUUACUUAUACUUGUGUCCAUUUUAUGGAUUCCUGGGGUGGCCAUCUUGCGGCUAUGUGGUAUCAACGUUAUCGAGGACAGUGAGCCGGCUUGGUUCCCGUCGGCCGAGCUACGCGACGUGCACGGUAUCGUGCCGCACGAACCUACCGAUAUCGAGAUCUCGCUAUUUUGUAUACGCACCGAUGGCUCUGAAGGACUUUGCUGCCCAACCUACGGCCCCCGAGAACAGCCACUCGACGAGGAGGAGUAA
Messenger RNA from Anopheles marshallii, 2154 nucleotides. RefSeq names its product sodium-dependent neutral amino acid transporter B(0)AT3. Gene Ontology annotation, biological process: sodium ion transmembrane transport. The transcript has 9 exons. The coding region runs from base 1 to 2154 and encodes 717 amino acids. The record is from RefSeq and is a predicted model, not a curated record. Gene Ontology annotation, cellular component: membrane. Lineage: Eukaryota; Metazoa; Arthropoda; Insecta; Diptera; Culicidae.